This is a messenger RNA of Cuscuta epithymum, 1597 nucleotides long. NCBI's taxonomy places the organism in Eukaryota, Viridiplantae, Streptophyta, Magnoliopsida, Solanales, Convolvulaceae. The record is from the annotation of a GenBank genome assembly.
AUUGUCCUCCUCACUAAUAAAAUCAUCACCCUCAUCAUAUGAGGUUUCAGAAGGUUCUGUUUCGGGUUUAUACGUUGAGUCUUCUUCGGACUCCCAAGACCUAUACUCGGUCUCAAACUGUGCGUUAUCCCUCAUUUGGAUCCCAUGGCCUCCUCGGCCUCUCCCUUUUCCUCUAGAUACCCUAGAGUUCCCCCGGUUGACAUGCCCAGUUUCUCCCGGUGCACGCCCUAUCCGAUCAUUCCUAGUCAUCAUGCCUCCACCUCGCAUUUCUGAAAGAAAUUUUUGGAAUGAGUCAUCAGACUCGCUUCAAUGUCAACUGACAGAUAAGUACUUAAGACACCACUUGGCUCAAAUCACCGCCAUACCAAUUGUUAAGGGGCCCGUCUUAACAAUUAGAGACUUUGCAACUCAAGUACCAAAGGCUCUUUCAACACAAAACUUUUAUGCUCAUGGUUUCACAAAUCAUUUUGAGGAAAACACUUUUGAGGAACUUCAUUAUGAAGUUUAUGGACUAAGGGCUCUGAUACCAUUUAAUUGUCACGCCCCGGCCUGGCCGGACGCGCUAACAACCGCCGCAUAAUCCGAUUAAGGCAACCGCAGUUCACCCUACUCGAACCAUGCAAGGCGUACAUGAAUACCAUUCACACUAGUACAUCCAUAAACAAUCAUAAAUAAAGCAUUUCAAAUAUACGCAGCGGAAUACAAAUACUUUUAAAAAGUCAAAGGCCACACAGGGCGAACAUGAGCACGCAGGCUCCCAAAUCAUUUAUAAUUUAAAAAUAGUCCAUGAGCAUUAUUUUAUUUAUAUCAAAAUAGAACUGGAAGAAGCACGAACCACGUCUUCUCUCCAUGGAUCACCCGAAGCAACGGGAACAGGAAGCAAGCUCUAGCUUCUACCUGAAACUGUGAGGUGGCCUCCCCCGUGAAGGGGAGGUCAGUACUUGGAAGCAUUUGACAAGUACAAUGACAACUAUACUGAAUAUAAUUCAUGUUUCAAACAUAAGACCCUCAAAAUAGGGUGAUACUAUAUUAUGGGCAUAACCUACAGCUACCCCAUUUCAAAUCACUUGUAUAGAAUAUAUAUACCAAGUCAAAUAGCCGACCCGUAGGUCCAUUUGUAUUUCAAAACAAUUCCCCUUGUACAGCCCUUGGCCUAUUCUUGCAUAUAGCAAUAUCGAGAGGUUAUCCCACCCCUAGUCUAAACCCAACUCCAUCGAGAGGGUUACACAACUUAUCAUUUGUACUCGUCCACGAUGGACUUACCCACCCUACGGGUGUAUUCACUCAUUUUGGGCUUCCACCCCCAACAUUAUAUCUUUGAUUCAUUUAGGGCUUACACACCCCGUAUAUUCUUAGUUUGUGUAGGGCUUACACACCCCGUAUAAUACUUUACUCAUUUAGGGCUUACACACCCCGCGUAAUACUUUACUCAUUUAGGGCUUACACACCCCGCGUAAUACUUUACUCAUUUAGGGCUUACACACCCCGCGUAAUACUUUACUCAUUUAGGGCUUACACACCCCGCGUAAUACUUUACUCAUUUAGGGCUUACACACCCCGCGUAAUACUUUAUUCAUUUAGGGCUUACACACCCCGC